Frieseomelitta varia is the source of this 813-nucleotide messenger RNA. RefSeq names its product zip homologous protein 2. The record is from RefSeq and is a predicted model, not a curated record. The transcript is spliced from 4 exons. Bases 64 to 744 code for a protein of 226 amino acids. Gene Ontology annotation, molecular function: SUMO transferase activity. Gene Ontology annotation, cellular component: synaptonemal complex. NCBI's taxonomy places the organism in Eukaryota, Metazoa, Arthropoda, Insecta, Hymenoptera, Apidae. Gene Ontology annotation, biological process: reciprocal meiotic recombination; homologous chromosome pairing at meiosis; protein sumoylation.
GUACAGUGAAUUCAAUCCAAAAGUAAAAUACAAUACAAACGUUGUUUGUUCUUUCAGAAAAAUAUGGACUUAUUUGUAUGCAACAACUGUUUCACCACACCACAUAGGGGAAAAAAACCAUUUUGUUUGACUCAGUGUGGUCACAUAUACUGUAAUGGAUGCAUACGACAAGCUGAGAAACAAUGUCCACAAUGCCAACAGAUUGAUAUUUUUUCUGUGGAAUUGCAACAACCAUCAUUGUCGAAAGUAGAGAAUUUUUUUGUUCCGUUGAACGAAUCGUUGGAAUUGUUACAAAAAACAUCUGGUUUUCAAAAUAAUCAGAUAAAAAUUACGAUAGAACGCUUUCACGAAAUCGAUAAAAAGUAUGAAAUGUUGAAAUCCCAUUAUUAUAAUUUGACUCAAAACAUGAAAGCAAUUAAAGACAAAUACAUUAAGCUGAAAAUGGAGAAUAUCGAACAAAAAAAGAAACUGAUGUCUUUCGAGAUUCAAAAUUCGAGAUUCAAGACUUUAAACUCUUUCAGCGAUACAUCUACACCAAAAUCUAGCAACCAAAGAAGGUUGAGAACAAGACCUACAUCAAAUUCAUACAUUUCGUCGUGUGGAACGAACGCAUCGAAUAAAUCGUUUAAUACAACAAAGGGAAAGGCGAUGCUCGAAAGUUUUCGUAUCCCUUUCGAUCCUCGCACAAUACGAUCAAUUGAUUCUCGUGGAACUUCAAACGCUACAAAUUCUACUUAUCUUUAAAUUCUCAACAAGAUUAUCAAUGAUUAAUCAAAUAUUUUUAAUUUAUCUAUUUUCGCAAUAAAAACAACU